AUGCCCAUAGGCCGGGGCCCACACAUAGACCUGAGCCCACAAGGCCCCCACGUCGUGCGCAACUACGCCAUCCCCUCCAAGGACCACGCCGGCCAGCCUGCCCUCAGCGUCUUCCGGAGCACGACGCCGCUGCCCUUCCUCUACAGCUUCUCCGUCUACUUCACGCACCCGGGCGCCUCCCCGGACACCAGCCACGCCGAGGAGCUCUACAGGACGCUCAUCAGCGGGCCCCACUACCAGACCAACAGCGUCGAGUUCCGCCUGGACUUCUACUUCCUCCCCGGCGCCAGCCAGGAUGACUGCAUAGCCCACUACCGCGCCGAAAAGGACGCCCGCGGCACCUACGAGGCCCAGGUCGACGCGGCGGCUAGCGGCAACCACGGCGGCGGCGGCGGCGGCAGCGGCAGCGGCAGCGGCCUGCCGGGCCUGGUCGCCUCGUACGCGCAGCACGACAGGGCGUCCUACCGGUACUACGGGCUCCUGCUCGUGUGCGACGCGGCCGACUGGCGGGGGGGCGACCAGCUGCUAACGCGCGUUGAGUUCGACCCGCUGUCGCGCGACGACUAUGAGCGGCACAGCAAGGACCCCGGCGACCCGUGCGAGCCCGACGUGCUGCCUGAGACCGAGGCCGUGCCCGAGGCGCUGACCGAGGCGAGCCCCGGCCACGGCAGGGAGCUGCCGCGCCCGCACUUUGGCGUGCGCGCCCUUGAGAACACGCUGUGGGAGAGGCCUGGGUAUCGGUACUGCAUGUCUCAGUGGAACGGAGCAAGCUACACGGUGCCCCAGACGAUUGAAACCGAUACUCCGCUUCCAAUAAGGGAUGGCACGACUGCUGAUUGCAAAGACUAUAUGAGCGUUGUAUCCGGGUAUCGCUAUUGUAUCCGUGUGGACGACAUCAUUCCCGACCCAGAGGCCGACGACUCCACCCCUGUGCCCAGCACCACAGCCGGCUCAACCACGACUGUUUCCUCCCCGACAACCAGCGCCGCGCAGCCGACCGCUACGGCUCCCGCCCCAACCCAAGACGGCAUUGCGGCAAACUGCAACAGCUGGCACAUAGCUGGGGACGGGCUGUUCUGUUACGACAUUUCGGUCAAGUACGGCAUCACAUUGGAGCAGUUUUAUGCAUGGAACCCGGCUGCGGCUCCGGACUGUGGCGGGCUCUGGGGUGGAUAUGCCUACUGCGUCGGAGUCUCAUCUUGA
This is a messenger RNA of Diaporthe batatas, 1203 nucleotides long. RefSeq lists its product as uncharacterized. The transcript has 7 exons. The record is from RefSeq and is a predicted model, not a curated record. Lineage: Eukaryota; Fungi; Ascomycota; Sordariomycetes; Diaporthales; Diaporthaceae. Bases 1 to 1203 code for a protein of 400 amino acids.